Molecule: messenger RNA, 1685 nt
Organism: Linum tenue
Lineage: Eukaryota; Viridiplantae; Streptophyta; Magnoliopsida; Malpighiales; Linaceae
Source: the annotation of a GenBank genome assembly
GUCCGAUGGUGAUUAUGUGGUGGUGAUGGAUAUGAUUGCCCCUGGUUUUGAUGUGGCUCCGAAUGAAACACGACCGCCAAGCCGCUACUUCAUUACAUUUCUUUCCUCGGUUGACACUUCGAAACCCAGAGGCCAAACUCCCCGCCAUUUUUGGAGGUAGUUGCGAGCUUGGUACCAUUAAGAAAAAAUGGAUAUUUGUGGCAGAGUUGCAGCCUUUUCAUCUCUAACUUCAACUCACUCAAUUGCUCCAUCCUUCGGCACUCCUCGACCCGUCUCUUUGCGGGGUACGAUGAGAUUAAGUGUGUGGUGUGCUUCUGAUCAAACUGGCAAGAUGACUGUGUCAGUGACGGGAGCUACUGGUUUCAUUGGUAGGAGAUUGGUGCAAAGGCUGCAAGGAGAUAACCAUAGCGUUCAUGUCUUGACUCGGUCAAGAUCUCGAGCUGAGUUAAUAUUUCCUGGUAAGAAGGUAAUCAUUAUUUUUGUAGUCUUGCUUCAUUAACGUUUGUGAUCGAUGAACUCAAGAGCUAUGGCUGCAUGAUAAAAUUUGCAGCAUGCAUGAAUUUUGCCUCCUUUUUGCGUUAUUAGCCAGGGAGUUUCCAGGAAUCGUGAUUGCUGAGGAGGUGAAGUGGAAAGAUUCCAUUCAAAGCUCCAAUGCUGUUGUCAAUUUGGCUGGAUUGCCUAUCAGUACAAGAUGGUCCCCUGAGAUCAAGAAAGAGAUUAAAGAUAGCAGAAUUAGGGUCACCUCAAAGGUUGUAGAUUUAAUCAACAAGUCACCACAAGAAGCUCAACCUGCUGUUCUCGUUAGCGCUACUGCAGUUGGUUACUAUGGUACUAGUGAAACACAGAUUUUUGAUGAGAGCAGCCCAUCAGGAAGUGAUUAUUUGGCAGAGGUGUGUAGAGAAUGGGAAGCAACAGCGUUCACGGUAAAUAAGGAUGUCAGAUUAGCUCUUGUCCGCAUCGGUGUUGUUUUGGGAAAAGAUGGUGGCGCUUUGGCUAAGAUGAUCCCUAUGUUCAAGAUGUUUGCUGGUGGACCUUUGGGCUCCGGACAACAAUGGUUUUCCUGGAUUCACUUGGACGACAUUGUCAACCUAAUAUACGAAGCUCUAGUAAAUCCAUCUUACAAAGGUGUCAUAAAUGGAACUGCACCGAAUCCAGUACGAUUGGCAGAGAUGUGCAACCAGCUGGGAGAUGUACUAGGUCGGCCAUCAUGGCUUCCUGUACCCGAUUUCGCUCUCAAGGCUGUCCUCGGAGAAGGCGCCACUGUGGUGCUGGAAGGGCAAAGGGUAGUUCCUGCAAAGGCCAAGGAGCUGGGUUUCAGAUUCAAGUACCCCUACGUGAAAGAUGCCCUUAAGACCAUCCUGUAAUGAGGAGAAUACGAGCAGAUUUGUGGCACCAUUCUGUUGAUUUUAUUCCCUUCAAGUAGAGGAUGAAUCUAUUCAUUUCAUUUCUGUCAAUAGAGGCAUAUAAAUUUAGUGACAGUUUUAGUCCACAUAUGUCCUUCUCUGCAUGUUCCCUAUGUGUACUAUAUACUAAUUGAUGAACAUUUCAUCAACAAUUCUAAUGGUACCGGAGCAACUGGAUGACGAAUUUGAAGUGGUUAUAAGUUCGAAUUUUGUCGCUCGUCGAUCUAUCAUUACUACGCUCUUAAUGUAAAGCUAGUAUAGAUGCUAAAUACAAAUAUUAUA